UAUUUGAUACGCCAGUCGUUUCUCCGAAAUUGAAUCGUGCACAGUAUCAAGUGAAUUUGAAUUGAGUUAUCAGUUCGUUUAAAUUCAAAAUGUAACAACACAUAAUGUGUUUAUUGUAGAACAUUAAUUAAAUUCUCAUUAAAGUUAGGAAAAACGUUAACUUUUCUUCAGUCGGAACUAACGAAAAUAGUUUUUUUCCGAAUUCAACAUCACUUAGCCUUAGUGAUCACUCAACGAGAAUUCAAACACUCUAAUUUGCAUCUUCAAGGGGAAUAAUUUUCAAAAUUUCGUUGCUAACAAUGAGCGGUAAAUCAUUCAGUAGACAGGCUUUGCGUACAGCAUUGCUUAUGGUAGUUGUUGCUUCCCAAUUUUUACAUGGUAUUGAUGCAAAAAAUGUGCGUCUGAAUUCUACAAAUUCAACAGGUGUAGAGUCCUUUUUGGAAUAUCAUUUCCACACAUACUUCGAUGUGAAUGAUCCCGUGCAAGUUGCUCAGGCAAUCGAAUUGCGAAAUGGUGUAAUUGCAAAUUGUGUGUCGAAAAAAAUUAUUGCUGUCCCUUUACAUUAUCACUAUGAUCCAGAGAAUCCAGUGUUGGAACAUAACAAUGAUACUAAAGGCUUGAACAUGCAGCCAGUUGGACCCCAUCCUAUUGGUUCGUUCGAAACAUGGGUACCGGUGGAAUAUUUCGCCAAAUUGUACGAAUGGUUUGUGCAAAAGCGCAGCCCAUUGACAAUCUUCGUUCAUCCAUUGACAAAGCAUGAGUUGACUGAUCACACAGCCAGAGUUGUUUUCAUGGGAAAAUCAUACACUUUGAACACAGAUACGCUGAGAGAAAUAAUUCCGAACUUUAAAUCUCAAUAUGAAUAUCUUGGAUUGGGCUAUGCCAAUCCAGAAUAAUAAUUCUAAGCCAUAGAAAUAAAAGGAAAAUGUCAUCGAAUUAUUCCAAAUUAUCGGCUUUAAAUCAUCAAAAGAACAGCAAUAAUAAUCAAGUCUGGUGUUUGUAACAAAGUCGGCUGACGUCAAAUUAAAGUGUUUAUUUUUAUUACUCAUA
Molecule: messenger RNA, 1050 nt
Organism: Sitodiplosis mosellana (orange wheat blossom midge)
Lineage: Eukaryota; Metazoa; Arthropoda; Insecta; Diptera; Cecidomyiidae
Exons: 3
Coding region: 300-896 (198 amino acids)
Source: RefSeq, a predicted model, not a curated record